AUGGCUUCCCCAGAAAGCUACAGUACUGCAAGCGCUACGCAACAGCAGACCUCACCCAAACAGCAGCGGAUCCUGUCUUGUCUACAAUGCCAACAGCGGAAGAUCAGAUGCAGCAGACGCUUUCCGUGUACUAAUUGCGAGAAGAUUGGAAAGGCAUCGGAGUGUACGCCUGCUGCUUUGCAUCCCCGUCAACGCCGUCGUCGGUUCGCGGAGCGAGAGCUACUGGACCGUCUCCGCCAUUACGAAGGGCUGCUUAGCGAAAAUAACAUUGCCUUCGAGCCUCUCCAUGGGCCAUCGUCAGUACAAUCACGUCCCGAGAGACAAGGUACGACGAGUACUACGCAGUAUGAUAUUACGCAGUAUGAUGACCCAGACGCUCUGGACGAAGCCGCCAAAGACUUGAAGAAGGCUUCGCUUCAUUCGGGAGAUGAAGGAAACAAGGCCACGUAAGACACCUACGCCCAGUCCAUUGAGCGAGAUGUCUGACUACUGUCUAGCAACAUUUGGCAAGCUAUGAAUCAAACAGUAGGAAUGAGUUUGCACCAAGGUGGCUAAUGCUGACGAAUUCAUACAGUUCCAGGACGCUGAACGAGAAGAUGAGUAUGGUAGCGACUCCUCGCUCGAUGGUGUCCACGAAUCGGACGUGCGACGGGUAUUGCAACCUCUCUACGAGAAUAACAGCCAUCCAUUCUUUGGACAUCGCAAUAACAACAUAGACCUCGAUACUGUGCAUCCCUCGCAGGUGCACAUCUUUAAGCUGUGGCAGAUCUACCUGGAGAACGUAAAUCCGCUCUUCAAGGUCACGCACACGCCCACCUUGCAAAGUCGAAUUGUAGGAGCCAUUGGCAAUCUCACGGAUAUCAGUCCCAAUCUCUCGGCAUUGAUGCUUAGUAUCUAUUGCUUAUCCGUUGUGAGCCUCGAGGACGAAGAUUGCGCCAAGCUCUUUGGAUUGCCUAAAAAGGAUCUCCUUGAACGAUAUCAGCUGGGAUGCCAACAGGCGCUAUUUCAGUGCCAAUUCAUGAGCACGUCUGAUCGAGAUUGUCUAACGGCGCAGUUCCUCUACCUCGUAAGUUUUGUACAGAAUGCAUUUCCACCCGUCACUCACGAAAUCUAGGCCUCACUCCGACCAGAGAAUGUUGAUCCACGGUCCGUGGCUGCUUUGAUGGGCACCGCUAUUCGUAUCGCGCAACGCAUGGGUAUCCACAAUGAAUCAGCCAAUGUCAAGUGCACCAUCUUCGAGGCCGAGAUGAGACGCAGGCUGUGGUGGGCGAUGGUCACCUUCGACCAUCGAAUCUGCGAAAUGUCAGAUCAAAGAACCACUUGUCUGCUACCCGGCUGGAACUGCAAAACUCCGCAGAACGUGGAUGACUUUGAUCUCUGGCCGGACAUGAAGACUCCGCCGACCGUUCGAGGACAGCCGACUGAGGCCAUCUUCGUUGUCGUUCGCAGCGGACUGAGCAAUCUGGUCCGACAUAGCACCUUUCACCUCGACUUUACCAACCCUGCUCUCAAACCUCUUGCUAAAGCUUCCAGCGAACUAGUUGAUUUGGAAGAUUCCAUCGGUCGACAUUAUUUGAAUAACUGCAAUCCUGAAAAUGCCCUCCACUUCAUGACUCUUUGGACAGCACGUCGGCAGAUGGCGAGCAUUCGGCUACUGGAGCACUACUCCAAGGUAGCAAAGGCGCCUUCACAACAGACCGAGGCUCAAAAGGACGAAGCGCUGUCUCGCGCCAUGACUUGGCUUAGCUCCGACGCCCAACUAAUGACCUCGACCCUUACAAAGGGCUACACGUGGCUUGUGAGAUUCUAUUUCCCUUUCCCGGCUCUUGUCCACGUCUUCCAGGACCUCAAAAAGCGUCCAAAUUCUCGAUACGCUUCUAAAGCCUGGGAGCUGGCGGACAAGAGCUAUCAGGCGCGGUUUACCGGAUCUGAGCAACAUGACAGCCCGUUCUUCCAGAUUGCGCAUAAGCUGGUACUUCAGGCAUGGGCGGCAAAGCAGGCGGCAUCACCGCGAGGACCCGAGGAACCACUCCCGGUACUGAUCUCAGACUUCCAGCGCCAGCUUAGUGAAAUGUCGACUCCUUCACAGGGCGCAGUAGAACAAGAGGAUUCUGCACUUGCGAAUUUCAACCUGGACGAUUUUCUGAUGCCGAUACCGAUGGAUCCCGUCGACGAGGAUCUUUUUGACCAUCUAGGCGCAUUUGGCGAGACGGCAGGGCAAGAUACGCUCGGACUGGACCCGAUCCCGUGGGACUGGUCUACGAUGGAUUGGAGUAAUUGGUGA
Molecule: messenger RNA, 2284 nt
Organism: Lecanosticta acicola
Lineage: Eukaryota; Fungi; Ascomycota; Dothideomycetes; Mycosphaerellales; Mycosphaerellaceae
Source: the annotation of a GenBank genome assembly